UAUUCCUCUUAUCCUGAGGAACCUCAGACUGUGCGGGACGGUGCCGUCCUUCGAACACAUAAGAGGUUUUCCUGUACCGAGUGUGGAAAGUGUUGCCAGUCUAAAUCCAAACUUAAUCUUCAUAAAAGAACUCACACGGGGGAGAAGCCGUAUUUGUGCCCUGAAUGCGGGAAACGUUUUUCAGAUAAGUCCAAUCUUUCCAAACAUCAGAAAUCUCACACGGGUGAGAAGCCGUAUUCCUGUCCUGAGUGUGGGAAAGGCUUUGUUCUGAAGUCACAACUUUCCACACAUCGGAGUUCUCAUACAGGGAAUAAUCCAGGAGAAAACCCGACUACCUCAAAUGUCCAUCCGGCACCACACAGUGUAGAUGGACCAUCGUAUUCUUCUUAUCCUGAGGAACCUCAGACUGUGAGAAACGGUGCUAUCCUUCGAACACAUAAGAGGUUUUCUUGUACUGAGUGCGGGAAGUGUUGCCAGUCUAAAUCCAAACUUAAUCUUCAUAAAAGAACUCACACGGGAGAGAAGCCAUAUUUCUGCCUGGAGUGCGGGAAAUGUUUUUCAGAUAAGUCCAAUCUUUCAAGACAUAAGAGGUAUCACACAGGUGAGAAGCCGUAUUCCUGUCCUGAGUGUGGGGAAUGCUUUGUACUAAAGUCACAACUUUCCACACAUCGGAGUUCUCAUAUUGGGUAUAGUCCAGGAGAAAACCCGACUACCUCAAAUGUCCAUCCACAUAGUGUAGAUGAACCAUCGUCUUCCUUUUAUCCUGAGGAACCUCAGACUGUGAGGUUUUCCUGUGCUGAGUGCGGGAAGGGUUUCCGUUUUCAAUCCCGUCUAAAUGUGCAUAAAAGGUCUCACACGGGUGAGAAGCCGUAUUCCUGUCCUGAGUGCGGGAAAUGUUUUUCCGUGAAGUCCCAUCUUUCCCAACAACAGAAGUCUUAUCUUGCCCAACAUCAGAGAUCUCACACGGGGGAGAAGCCGUAUUCCUGUCCUGAGUGCGGGAAAAGAUUCCUUACAAAAUCUGCACUGGUCAUACAUCAGAGUUCUCACACGAAGGAGAAGCCGUAUUCCUGUUCUGAGUGCGGGAAACUUUUUCUACAUAAAGCAAGUCUUUCCAUACAUCAGCGAUUACACACAGACACGAUGUCAUAUUCUUGUACUGAGUGCGGGAAAUGUUUUUCAAGUAUGUCCGCUCUUUACAGACAUCAGAGAUUGCAUAUGGGUGAAAAGCCGUACGCCUGUCCUGAUUGUCCAAAAUGUUUUUCUGGAAAAUCUGCACUGGUCACACAUCAGAGGACUCACACGGGGGAAAAGCCGUAUUCCUGCCCUGAGUGCGGGAAAUGUUUUUCAUAUCAGUCCAGUGUUAAUAAACAUCAGAGACUGCACACGGGUGAGAAGCCGUAUUCCUGUCCCGAAUGCGGGAAAUCUUUUUUUCAUAAAGUUUCACUGGUCAUACAUCAGAGUUCUCACACGGGGGAGAAGCCAUAUGCCUGUACUGAGUGUGGGAAAUGUUUUGCAGAUAAGUCCAGUGUUUAUAGACAUGAGAGAACUCACACCGGCGAGAAGCCGCAUUCCUGUUCGGAGUGCGGAAAAUCUUAUUCACAGAAGUACCAACUUACCCUACAUCAGAGAUCUCACACGACUCGCGCCGGUGUGUUAAAGUCCUGAGUCAAAGUCGGAGAUUCCUUCCCUGAGAAGAGGAACACCUUCGGAUACACCCCAAAAAACACGGGGCUGGUCUUUGUAAUGCGGGAAACCGUUCACAAGGAGAUCUGGGAUGGUG
Rana temporaria (common frog) is the source of this 1780-nucleotide messenger RNA. RefSeq names its product zinc finger protein 84-like. The record is from RefSeq and is a predicted model, not a curated record. Gene Ontology annotation, cellular component: nucleus. The annotation marks the transcript as partial. Lineage: Eukaryota; Metazoa; Chordata; Amphibia; Anura; Ranidae. Gene Ontology annotation, molecular function: RNA polymerase II transcription regulatory region sequence-specific DNA binding; DNA-binding transcription factor activity, RNA polymerase II-specific. Gene Ontology annotation, biological process: regulation of transcription by RNA polymerase II. The transcript has 2 exons.